Messenger RNA from Plenodomus lingam JN3, 858 nucleotides. The record is from RefSeq and is a predicted model, not a curated record. Lineage: Eukaryota; Fungi; Ascomycota; Dothideomycetes; Pleosporales; Leptosphaeriaceae.
AUGGCGGGCACACCAGCCCCGCUACCAGGCCAUGUAGAAGCCAAAUACGCUGCCAUUAUCGACGACAUUCUCCGCAUCAGCGACAUCAAUACAAUCUCCGCGAAGCGCAUACGGAAGGCCCUGCAGGAGCGCGUCGGGACGGACCUGUCCGAACAAAAGGAGAAAAUCACGGCCUUGAUCUUGCGUCGUUUCGACAUAUUCAACGCAGAGCAGAAUGGCAACUCAGAGCCCUCGGACACCCUACCCUCGGUCGAAAACGGCGUCAAAGCCUCCAAUGGCAAUACAUCAGACGGUUCGGCCCCAAAGAGAUCGCCAGAGGACGACUCUGCCCUCUCAGAAGUCGAUAAUGAUGCGUCACAUCCCAAGAAGAAGGUUAAGAAAAGCAAAGGGGUAGCAGAGGACGAUGCGGCUUUGGCGGCGAGGUUACAAGCAGAGGAGAAUGCGCGACUUCGGUCAACGCGCGGAGGCAACACCAAGCGGCGAGCUGCACCCAAGAAAGUAGAAAAGAAGACCAAGAAGAAGAGCGCGACAAGGGUCAAAGACGUUGACGACAGUGAUGUAAACUCGGACAGUGGCGCAGAAAAGAAAAGCCCAAGCCGGAAAGGAGGGUUCCAUAAACCAAUGGCCCUCUCCCCCGCCCUCUCCGAACUCCUCGGCGAAACCCAGCUGUCGCGCCCCCAAACCGUCAAGAAGAUAUGGGAAUACGUCAAGGAGCGCGACCUGCAAGACCCAGCCGACAAGCGCCAAAUCCGGUGCGACGAUGCCAUGCGCGCCGUCUUCAAGCAGGACCGCGUGCACAUGUUCACCAUGAACAAGAUUUUAAACCAGAACCUCUAUGCGGUCGAGGAGACGGUCUAG